This is a messenger RNA of Lathyrus oleraceus (garden pea), 1976 nucleotides long. Its product is annotated as NAC domain-containing protein 37. The record is from RefSeq and is a predicted model, not a curated record. Lineage: Eukaryota; Viridiplantae; Streptophyta; Magnoliopsida; Fabales; Fabaceae. The transcript is spliced from 4 exons. Gene Ontology annotation, molecular function: DNA binding. Gene Ontology annotation, biological process: regulation of DNA-templated transcription. The coding region runs from base 778 to 1833 and encodes 351 amino acids.
UGCUGCAUCUGCAUCUGCGUCUGCACCUGCACCUGCACAGUCCACAUAUUGGAUUUAUUAAACCAGAAAAGUAGUAAACAACAGAAACAUUUAUCUUAAAGUCCGUUAAGAGAAUGAGUCAGUGAGAUGUGACAUGAAAAUUCUAGACAAAAAGACAACAUAGUCAGAGUCCUAUUGUUUCCUCAAUCAGAAAAACCAAACACUCUCUCACUCUCUCUCCCUAUACCUAAUGUCUUCAUCUCAACAACCACUAUACGAUACUCUUUUCUUUUUAUCUUCUACACCUCUCUUUUUGUCCCUUCACUUUUUCACUUUCCGCAAAACGCGUGCCACAUUUUAUGAUUACGUCACUAAUCACAAUUCUUAACUCUCACCAUUUUAUAAGCAUGCAUUCUGUUACCUUAAAAAGUUGUUUUUGUUUCUUUUAUCCAUCUCAUUAACAGGUUAAUUAAUCACUUUACAUUAUCUCUAAUUAAAUAGUAAUAUAUAGAUAUAGAUAUAUAGAUACAUAAUAAUGAAUGGUAAUGUGGAAUGGGGAACCCCGUUUGUUAAUGAAUCAUAAUUUCCACCACCAUUCACUAACACAAGACAACAUCAUUAGCACAACCCUCUACAUGUCCGUUUCUUAUAUACACCCUUGCUUCAUCAAACUCAAGGGCUACCCUAUACCAAACCUCAUCUUUUUUUACCUUAUCAAAACCAAACCCUCAUCAUUUGUUUCUCUCUCUAUAACAAUAUCAUUGUUUCUGAAAUUAACAGCAACAGCUAUAAUUUGGUAUGAUGGAGUCCAUGGAGUCAUGUGUCCCACCAGGCUUUCGUUUCCACCCAACUGAUGAAGAACUUGUUGGUUAUUAUCUCAGAAAGAAAAUUGCUUCUCAGAAAAUUGAUCUUGAUGUUAUCAGAGAGAUCGAUCUUUAUCGUAUCGAACCAUGGGAUCUUCAAGAUAGAUGCAGGAUAGGGUAUGAAGAGCAGAACGAGUGGUAUUUUUUCAGCCACAAAGAUAAAAAGUAUCCAACAGGUACAAGAACUAACAGAGCUACCAUGGCUGGAUUUUGGAAAGCUACAGGAAGAGAUAAAUCAGUUUAUGACAAGAUGAAACUUAUUGGAAUGAGGAAAACUCUUGUUUUCUACAAAGGAAGAGCACCUAAUGGACAGAAAUCUGAUUGGAUCAUGCAUGAAUAUAGGCUUGAGUCUGAUGAAAAUGGUCCUCCACAGGAGGAAGGAUGGGUUGUUUGUAGAGCAUUUAAGAAAAGAGCAACAAAUAGCCAAAGUACAAAAAACACAAUGGAAAGAUGGGACACAAGCUAUUUCUAUGAAGAAGGUGCAAGUAGGGUAAACAAUUCCAUGGUGGAUCCAAUUGAGCUUAUCUCAAGGCAACCUCAAAGCUAUUUAUCUCAAACUUACAAUAUGUGUAAGCAAGAGAUAGAAGCAUGCAUGCAUGCAGAACAAUUUAUACAGCUUCCUCAGCUUGAAAGUCCUUCAUUGCCAAUAAUAAAAAGGCCAAGCUCAGUGUCUCUAGUAUCCGAGAAUAAUAACGAUGAUAUCGAUGAUCAAAACAGGUUGUUAUUAUUAUCAUCCAACAACAAUAAUAUUACUACAAAUAAUGUUACUGCUGAUUGGAGAGAUCUUGACAAGUUUGUGGCGUCUCAACUGAGUCAUGAAGUUGAAAUUGAUCAAGGAGUGCUCUCAAGUUUUGGUGGAGGAACAAAUAAUAUUCCAAGCUCAGAUAUGGCAUUGCUGUUAAUGCAGCAAGGUGGUAGGGAUGAAGGGAACAAGUUUUUGAAUGCUACCUCAGAUUGCAGUGAUAUUGGAAUAUGCAUAUUUGAAAAAUGAAGAAAUUAAUUACCAUUUUAUAUGUACUAGUACUAGUAGUAUAAUACUAUAUAUAAAUGUUUCCAUGGAUAUAUAUAUGUUAUAUCUGUUGAGAAGAGACAUAUAUAUAUUAUAUAAUUUUUGUAAAAAUAUGUGUGGAUGAG